Molecule: messenger RNA, 1605 nt
Organism: Colossoma macropomum (tambaqui)
Lineage: Eukaryota; Metazoa; Chordata; Actinopteri; Characiformes; Serrasalmidae
Product: protocadherin-10-like
Exons: 2
Biological process (GO): homophilic cell-cell adhesion
Cellular component (GO): plasma membrane
Molecular function (GO): calcium ion binding
Source: RefSeq, a predicted model, not a curated record
AUGGCACUGUCACUGGGGCAGUACCUCUUAUUGCUUCUAUCUUUGUGGGCGUCAUCGUCCGGACAGAUUGCGUACUCCGUUUCAGAGGAAGUGAAUAAGGGGACAGUUGUGGGGAAUAUCGCUAAAGAUCUGAACAUUAACCCUCAUGACCUGGAAUCCCGACAGUUUCAGAUCGUGUCUGGAUCCAAUAAGAAGUACUUUGAGGUAAAUCUGAAGACUGGGGCUCUGUUUGUGAGCGAGCGGAUCGACCGUGAGGAAAUUUGCGCGUCUAAUGAAAAAUGCGUUUUGAAUUUGGAGGCUUUGGCGCAGAACCCACAUAAUCUUUACAGGAUUGAGGUAAAGAUUGUGGAUGUAAAUGAUAACUCGCCACAUUUUCCAGUAGACAUGUUCAAACUGAAUAUUUCUGAGAAUGCGAGCCCUGGAGAGAGGUUUCCACUUCCGGUGGCUGAGGAUAGUGAUAUAGGCAGCAACGCGCUAAAAGAUUACAGACUCAGUCAGAAUGAAUGCUUCUCUAUAGAUGUACAGAACGAUGAAGAGAGUGUUUACGCAGAGUUGGUGUUGCAAAAGGCUUUGGAUAGAGAGAAACAGUCGCUUAUUCGCUUGAUGCUUACAGCAGUAGAUGGAGGAAAGCCUCCUAAAUCUGGCUCACUUAAUAUAAUUAUAGACGUGAUGGAUGUCAACGAUAAUAGCCCAGUUUUCAGCAUGCCUCUUUACAAAGUUAAAGUCAAGGAGAAUGUUUCGUUAGGCACUAAAAUUUUGUCUGUUUCUGCCGCUGAUGCGGAUCAUGGCAUAAAUAGCGAAAUUCUGUACUCGUUUUUAGGACAUGGGAAGUCAAAAAAGAAAGACUUAUUGACCAUCAUCCCCGAAACUGGGGAUAUUCUAGUAAACGGGCAAAUAGAUUAUGAAGACAAUCAGGCGAUUGAGUUACGAGUUCAAGCAAGAGAUAAAGGCAGUCCUCCUCAGAGCACGCACUGUAAAGUUUUAAUAGAAGUUUUAGAUGAGAAUGACAACGCACCAGAUAUUAUAAUGACUCCACUGCUGGACAGUGUAAAGGAGGACACCAAACCUGGUACUGCUGUGGCUUUAGUUACGGUUUCUGAUAGAGAUGGAGGCAAAAAUGGUGUAAUACAUGUUUCAAUGAAGGGCUCUUUUCCUUUCAAACUGGAGCCAUCGUAUAAAAACCAUUACUCCUUGGUAGUAGAUGGACCUUUAGAUAGAGAACGCGUUCCUCAGUAUUACAUCCCACUUGAAGCUGUAGAUGAAGGAACUCCACCUUUAUCCAGCAACAAUGUAAUAACCGUCCUUGUCUCUGAUGUUAAUGACAACCCACCGCGCUUCUCAGCACCUGUUGUGAACUCUUAUCUGAAAGAGAAUGGCCAAGUUGGAGAUCACGUGAUCAAAGUUUUGGCGGAGGAUCCAGAUCUUGGUGCAAAUGCUGAACUUUCAUACUCAUUGUUAGAUACUUCCAACGAUGGCUUUCCAGUAUCAGCAAUGAUAAACGUUAAUUCCUUGACUGGUGAAAUAUACAGCAUGCAGUCUUUUAACUAUGAAGAAAUAAAAAGAUUCCAGUUCCAAGUUCAGGCCACUGACUCUGGUGUCCCUCCA